Messenger RNA from Dimorphilus gyrociliatus, 283 nucleotides. The record is from the annotation of a GenBank genome assembly. Lineage: Eukaryota; Metazoa; Annelida; Polychaeta; Dinophilidae.
AAUGGUUAGAGGAUUGGUUGGAGCUAAAGUACAAACUUUUCCCGUUGACAAACUUUUACCAAAAACGGUUUUCCAACCGGAAAAGGAAUCUGAAAGUAUUCGACACGUUUUAUUGUAUAUAACACCAGUGCAAAAGAAGAAAAAGAAGAGGCAUAGAGUGAAAUAUCCAGUGAGAGUAAAUGAAAAUAGGAUAGGAGGAAUGAAGAAAUUAGCUGCACUUAACUGGGCAGAGCAAUUUCUUAGAAUUGAAUUGGUAAUCGUAGACGCCAAGAGUGCUUCGUGA